AUGGAUGUGAAUCCAUUAGUAAGUGGCAUAGAUAAAGAUAAAAGUAACCUAGAAGCUACUAUUUCUAAACUUCAAACAAGCCUUUCGCAAUUAAGGGAUGCCGAAUCUGAUUCAGUUUUGAAAUCGAAACGUAACCAAGGGCUGUUGGAGCAAAUGAUUUUCGAAAAGAGUCAAUCUGAUGCUGAAGUUCGACGACUAAAAGAUGAGUUAGAAAAACAGUAUGAAAGAGUUCGUGAAGCAAAUCAUGAAACAGCACGCCGAGUUGCCGAAGAAAGAGCUGCUGCUGAUAAGCGAUAUUGUGCUCAGGUCGAUCAACUAGGUGGUGAUUUGAGUAAUCAAUGGGAAACAGCUAAUAAACUUCAAUUGGAGUUAGAAAGACAGCGCCGGAUAGAGUCCGAUUAUAAACGUGAAAUAACAUCCAGAAAUCAUCAGAUUGAUGAUUUGAAAACUGAACUUCGAAAUAAAACAGCUUCUCUGCAAUCUGAUCUUGCCCAGUGCAAUGCUGAGAAACAAUCUUUGGAAGAAGAAAUUGCUUCGUUGAGAUUAUCUCUGGAGAGAGCUGACCGAAAUUCCAAAUCAGAAAUGUCGCGUCUUAACUCUGAGAUUACAUCAUUGCGCCAAAGAUUGGACAGAUCGGAUGCUGAUUUGCUUCAGGCGAGAAGGGAAAACCUGAGAUUGUCAGAACAGUUGGCAAAUUUGCAAAAAGAGGUAACUCUUGGCUCUCUAACUGCAAGUGAUGAAAAUCCAAAAAAGGAUUUAUCACUCAUGAUCCACGACAUGGAGAAUAAGCACAUGUCGACCGUACAAGAAUUAGAGAGUUUGGUUCAGAACCAAUCUAAGGUCAUGGAUAAAACUAACCGACGAAUGCAAAACACUUACGCGAAAAUUGGAAGAGUCCUCGAAUAG
This is a messenger RNA of Ctenocephalides felis (cat flea), 906 nucleotides long. Its product is annotated as M protein, serotype 12-like. The transcript has 8 exons. The record is from RefSeq and is a predicted model, not a curated record. Gene Ontology annotation, cellular component: centrosome; centriole. The coding region runs from base 1 to 906 and encodes 301 amino acids. Gene Ontology annotation, biological process: neuron migration; establishment of cell polarity; tube formation. NCBI's taxonomy places the organism in Eukaryota, Metazoa, Arthropoda, Insecta, Siphonaptera, Pulicidae.